This is a messenger RNA of Amaranthus tricolor (Joseph's coat), 2071 nucleotides long. Its product is annotated as lipoamide acyltransferase component of branched-chain alpha-keto acid dehydrogenase complex, mitochondrial. Gene Ontology annotation, molecular function: acetyltransferase activity; lipoic acid binding. NCBI's taxonomy places the organism in Eukaryota, Viridiplantae, Streptophyta, Magnoliopsida, Caryophyllales, Amaranthaceae. Gene Ontology annotation, cellular component: mitochondrion; cytoplasm. The record is from RefSeq and is a predicted model, not a curated record. The transcript has 8 exons. Bases 267 to 1748 code for a protein of 493 amino acids.
AUAUACACGAAACGAAACACAGGAAUCAAGUCGACAAUGACGUAAUGACGUAGUUACGGGGGGGACUAAGAUUAAAAAAUAAAAACGAUCUUCAUCAAAAUCAUGCUCAAUUUAAUUAUUGCUUUACUGAAUCAUCGAUCUAAUCCUGUUCAAACUUCAAUUUAGACGACUAUAUAAUUUAAUUACGUAUCAUUGAUUGAUGCCAACUACAUUUUUACACCAUUUUUUAGUUGGAAGCUUUUCUACGAUUUCCCUAAUUUGAGACAAUGACCUUAGUUCGACAACUAUGGCGGAAGUUUCCUCUCAAUUCUAGUCUUCGAUGGAUUUGUUCCUACUCUUCUCGACUUCCGACGUCUUCUCCGGUUGUUUCUGAGAAUCGUCGUUGGGUUUUAGGGUUUCCUUCUCGUUCUGCAUUGUCUCAAGUAUUCAAUUCAAAUAAUCAUUUGAGUCUCCGCUAUUUUAUCAAUGCUUCUUACUUCACAACUCAUGCUGCGGUUGACCCGAUGUUGGGUGGGAUGGUUGAUGUACCACUGGCACAAACAGGUGAAGGUAUUGCUGAAUGUGAGCUUUUAAAAUGGUUUGUCCAGGAGGGUGACCAAGUUGAAGAAUUUCAACCACUUUGUGAGGUCCAGAGUGACAAAGCUACCAUAGAAAUCACAAGCCGAUAUAGAGGAAAAAUUUCACAUAUUCUUCAUACUCCAGGAGACAUAGUGAAGGUUGGAGAAACACUUCUAAAAAUGGCUGUUGAAGAAUUCACUCCUCCUGUAAAUGAUGGUUUCUCUGAACCCAAGUCAGUUGGUUCCAUCGAAGAAGUUAAUUCAUGUAUUCAAGCUUCAGUUGCCAAUGAAAAUAAAUCAAGUGGCAUAUUGUGUACACCCGCUGUUCGUAACCUUGCCAAGCAGCAUGGAAUCAACGUCAAUGAUAUCAAAGGAAGUGGUAUUGAUGGAAGGAUUUUGAAAGAAGACAUUCUUAGUUAUGUCAGGAGUACUGAACCAUCUUCUUUGCCUGAUUGCUCAGAUAUAUCAGUGUCUGAAAAUUCACUUUACGGAGAUACAACUUUACAGAUUAGGGGUUACCAGCGUGCAAUGAUCAAGUCCAUGACAAUGGCAGCGAGAGUUCCACAUUUCCAUUAUGUUGAAGAGAUUCAAUGUGAGGCACUUGUAAAACUCAAAGCAGCUUUUCAGAAAGAAAACCUCGAUCCAAGUAUAAGGCACACUUUUCUUCCAUUUUUGGUUAAAUCACUAUCGAAGGCAUUGAGCAAAUACUCCCUUCUAAAUAGUUGUUUCAAUGAGGAUAGGAAUGAGAUCAUUCUUAAAGGCUCCCAUAAUAUUGGAAUUGCCAUGGCCACUCCCUCUGGUUUAGUUGUACCAAAUAUCAAGAAGACCCAAUCUCUUUCUAUAUUGGAGAUAACCAAGGAAAUAUCAAGGCUACAACAAUUGGCGAUUGAGAACAAGCUUAGUCAAGACGAUAUCUCUGGUGGAACAAUAACUCUCAGUAACAUUGGUACGAUUGGUGGAAAGUUUGGUUCUCCACUAAUCAAUUUGCCUGAAGUUGCAAUAAUUGCAAUUGGUAGAAUUCAGAAAGUUCCACAUAUUGCAGAUGAUGGGACUUUGUAUCCCAUGCCAGUUAUGAAUGUAAAUAUCGGUGCAGAUCAUAGGGUAUUAGAUGGGGCAACAGUCGCAAACUUUUGCAACGAGUGGAAAUCAUUUGUCGAAAACCCGGAGCUACUCCUGUUGCAUACAAGAUGAUCAUAUCUGUGUAUGCAUUUGUAAGUUUAGGUAGGUUAUCUCUGCUUUGAUGCUGCAGAAUGCAGUAUGUGAUCUAGUCCUCCGCUAGCGCAUUCAAGUCUCCAAAAUGAGGGAGAUAGGAAGCAUGUAUCUGUGACUGUUCCCUUGUAUCCAAAUAAAUAUAUAAACCUUGUAUAUUACAGCAUUGAUGUAUUUGUAUAACAUUUGUUGCAUGUGUGGAUCUUGCAUUGUUAGUCCAGGAUUCUCGAUCGACCGAAGAUUGAUUAUCAAAUUAGCUAUCUAUGGUUUGCCAUGAUAUCAGCAGUUAUUAUUCGGGCAUAAAA